AUGAUAUUCUUCUCACUGCAGGCUGCCAUUAUACUUGCUGGUGGCUUACAGGACUGGAUCGAUUUCGGUAUCAUUUGUGGCCUUCUUGUUCUCAACGCCGCUAUCGGAUUCAUUCAAGAGUACCAUGCAGGCAACGUCGUUGAUGAUCUCAAAAAGAGUCUUACCAUUAGAGCCCAAGUCGUUCUCAAUGGUGCUCUUAAAGAGAUAUAUUCCGCGGAAGUUGUUGUCGUUGAUGUUCUUCAUGUGCAAGAUGGGACGAUUUUUCCCGCCGACGGUAGACUUGAAUCGCAAAAUGCUUAUCUACAGGUCGACCAGUCUGGGAUCACCGGAGAGUCUCUCGCCGUCGAUAAGCACAGUGGGGAUGUGUGCUAUGCUUCGUCUGCCGUCAAGUGUGGCGCUGGUUUGAUGAUUGUGACUGCCACUGGUGAUCAUACAUACGUCGGAACUGCGGCUGCCCUGGUCAACAAGGCUUCCGGCAGUCCUGCACACUUCACACAGAUGUUGAACGGGAUGGCGCAUAUCCUUCUAAUCUUUUUGGUUCUCGCCCUCCUUGUAAUCUGGAUUGCCAGCUACUAUCGUUCGAGCGGCAUUUUGCAUAUCCUAGAGUUUACUUUGGCAACUACUGUGACCAGAGUGCCGGUUGGUCUUCCUGUGGUAGUCACCACUACAAUGGCCGUGGGUGCAGCUUAUCUAGCCAAUCUCAAGGCAAUUGUACAAAAGCUGUCAGCUAUUGAGUCGCUAGCCAAUGUUGAGAUCCUUUGUUCUGACAAAACUGGAACAUUGACUCGAAAUCGAAAGACUGGCGGGAUCGAUGCCAUCGACAAGGAGUUUCUCAGGGGUCUAGGCAACUACCCAUCGGCCAAGUCAUCAGGUUCCUACAUGCAGAACCAUCGAGUUUACUCCAUUUAA
This is a messenger RNA of Penicillium canescens, 909 nucleotides long. RefSeq lists its product as uncharacterized. Gene Ontology annotation, molecular function: ATP hydrolysis activity; P-type proton-exporting transporter activity; ATP binding. Gene Ontology annotation, cellular component: plasma membrane. The transcript has 2 exons. Bases 1 to 909 code for a protein of 302 amino acids. Gene Ontology annotation, biological process: regulation of intracellular pH; proton transmembrane transport. Lineage: Eukaryota; Fungi; Ascomycota; Eurotiomycetes; Eurotiales; Aspergillaceae. The record is from RefSeq and is a predicted model, not a curated record.